Colletotrichum godetiae is the source of this 1203-nucleotide messenger RNA. RefSeq lists its product as uncharacterized. Lineage: Eukaryota; Fungi; Ascomycota; Sordariomycetes; Glomerellales; Glomerellaceae. The record is from RefSeq and is a predicted model, not a curated record. Bases 158 to 883 code for a protein of 241 amino acids. The transcript is spliced from 2 exons.
CGAAUCUGUCUCCAGUUGUCCGCUUUGUCGGCCUGCUUCUCGACCCACGUUCAUCGUAUUUUCACCCGCGCUCCGUGCUUCCCAUCUGCUUUCUGUCGAACUUUUUUUUGGCCGAGUUGAGUUGUGUUGAUGUCGAGUACCUGUGCAAGACCAGUGUAUGCUCGGCACGGCUAUAUUCUGCAGAAUACAGUCAACACGAACAAGGGUCGGAUCUGAAGCUGCCCGUCUUGGCAUGCUGUUGUUUGUCACGAAUCUUGGGUCGGAGGGAAUGCUUCUGUUGCAUUUGCACCAGAUUCCCAAGCGAGAAGAAAAGAGAAAGGCAGACACAACCGUCACCAGAGAGACUCCCCAAGUAACGCCCCUUUCUUCACUCAAACGUAAGGUGGUAAGUCACAUUCAACCCUCCUGUCUCGAGGCCUCAGUGAACCGUGAAGCUAGGCUCUUCACAUAUCUUCGUACUCACGAAACUGGAAUCGGAGUCGGAAGACACAAAACAGCACGAAAUUGUGGAAUAUUUGGGCCAAGCUGGUUUGAACUAUUUCGGCUGGAGUUGUCUCUGUCUCUACCUGUCCUUAUUCGGCGUUACUGGGUCGGUUCGUGGGGUUUCGAUUGGACAUCUUUCUUUCUUUUUCCAUUCUUUCUGUAUGUGUUAUGGGCCAGAAAGCAAGCAGAAGCUAUGUACUGUCCACCUUACCAUGUCUGGAUUGUCGUCUGGAUUCCCGGUAUUAGAUUCUUUUUUGGCUCUGGUCUCUGCUUCCAUCCAUUCCUCCCAAGUUCGCGGCGCCAGUCAAUCCUUGGCUUUGGAAGACAGGCGCAACCCAAAGCAGACGAGACCACGCCAUACCCCAUUCGAAGUGACCUCGUUCCCUGGGCUUACGGAUAAAGGUAGUGUAUGGUAGGUAGGUAUUCGUACCUGGUGGGAAGGAAAACCGAUGCCUUCCAUGGCUUCCAUUCCUUCCCUCCAGGCUUCAGGUAUACGGUGCAACUUCAAACACAACCCAUAGGUUAAGGCCACACAUGUUAAUACCACACACCUCACACAGGUUCACACCUCUCUCACACCUCCAAGUCCCAACUGCCUGCCAUUGGAUUACCACACUACUUACCACUCCCGCCACCAUCUACUCCUUCUAUCUGCUUCUCUGUCAAUCCCAUCCGCAUUCGCAAUUUGCUCUCCUGUUUCUCGCCUCUUUUCUUUUGGCC